Saccostrea cuccullata (small rock oyster) is the source of this 839-nucleotide messenger RNA. Its product is annotated as interferon alpha-inducible protein 27-like protein 2B. Gene Ontology annotation, biological process: apoptotic signaling pathway. Gene Ontology annotation, cellular component: membrane; mitochondrion. NCBI's taxonomy places the organism in Eukaryota, Metazoa, Mollusca, Bivalvia, Ostreida, Ostreidae. Bases 13 to 531 code for a protein of 172 amino acids. The record is from RefSeq and is a predicted model, not a curated record. The transcript is spliced from 4 exons.
UCUGAUGCAAGAAUGGCGGCGGUAUUUAAUUUGUUGUCAUUGAUUCUAUGUUUUGGACUAAUAUCACUAAUUCAUUGCUUUCAAUGUCCCAAUAAUCCUGAGAAUGGACAUUGGGACGCGGAUUCGUACAAUGAGCGCUGUAUUUUGAGAUGUGAUGAUGGUUUUGAACCGUCCGAUUGUCAUGUUCUCCGACCAGUACGUGAUGGACGAGAAUGGAACCAUGACAUUCCGGUCUGCCAGGAAGCGAGCAUGGUGUCUGGAAAAACCAUUGUUGCCGUGGGGGUCGGGACGGCAGCGGCAGUGGUGGGCGUUCCCGCGGUUUUGGCGGGGGCGGGCUUUACUGCAGCCGGGGUAGCAGCAGGUAGCUUGGCUGCCUGGCUCCAGACUCCAUUGACAGCCGCUGGUGGAUGGUUCGCUGCGUCACAAAGUGCAGGUGUACUGGGAGCUGCCGCCACUACUAAGGCGGGCGUGGGUACCUUAAUGGGGAUGGCUACACGUUACUUCUCAUCAGGAAACUGUGAACAGGAAUAGUUCCAAGAAUUAUUGUACAAACACUCAUCAAUUUAUGUCUUAUGAAAAAAAAAGUUUAUUUUUUAAAUUUAUUUAUUUAGAAACUAUAUUGAAGUUUUGUGUGUGUUUUAAUGAAAGACUAAACAAGUUUAUAUAUGUUUGAAAAGUUAUAUUUAUAAGAGACUCAGGAAAAUAUUGACUUAGCUGCUAUACUAACUGUGACAACAAAGACUAAGAGUUACACAUGAAGACUAUCUUCAGUACGAGGUGUCCAAAGGGAAACAAUACUGAUACUCAUAGUUAUUGAAUAAAAUAUUUUUUUGCAGCAG